Molecule: messenger RNA, 634 nt
Organism: Hevea brasiliensis (rubber tree)
Lineage: Eukaryota; Viridiplantae; Streptophyta; Magnoliopsida; Malpighiales; Euphorbiaceae
Product: DNA-directed RNA polymerase II subunit RPB7
Exons: 5
Coding region: 176-436 (86 amino acids)
Molecular function (GO): nucleic acid binding
Source: RefSeq, a predicted model, not a curated record
AAUUUCUUGGUAUUGCUGCAGCGGUCGACAUGGGUUUGUGGUGGCAAUAACAGGCAUAGAGAACAUUGGGAAAGGAUUAAUCCGAGAUGGAACAGGAUUUGUGACAUUUCCAGUGGAGUACCAGUGUGUUGUGUUCAGGCCUUUUAAAGGAGAGAUUUUGGAAGCCGUUGUUACCAUGGUAAACAAGAUGGGGUUUUUUGCAGAAGCUGGACCAGUUCAAAUUUUUGUUUCAAACCAUCUAAUACCUGAUGAUAUGGAGUUCCAGUCUGGAGAUAUGCCAAGUUAUACAACUUCGGAUGGAUCAGUUAAGAUUCAGAAGGAUAGUGAAGUGCGAUUGAAGAUAAUAGGGACUCGAGUUGAUGCUACAGAAAUUUUUUGCAUUGGUACCAUAAAGGAUGAUUUCCUGGGCGUGAUAAAUGAUCCAGCAACUGCUUAGUGGAGUUGUGUACCAGAAACUUCAAUUGCAUCAAACUUUCCUGCAUGCAAUACAUUCUCUUCUUACUGCUUGUUAUAUAGUUUAUGAAUUUUUCUUCUCAACUCGGAUCUUAAGAAAUACUAAUACAUUGACAUGUUGAGUAUUUUCUUUCCCAGGCAAUUGAAAUUAGAACGGUGCAAAGUCAUAUUUCAUUUGGAA